UAUAUCUAAGCUGUAGUCCUCCCGGGAUAAACAGAAAUAACAAUAAAUAGAGUCUCGGCGGGCCAGCGUUCAGAGGCAUCAUGGAGGAGAAGGAUGAGGCCGUCGUGGUCAAACGCGGCAGUUCGGAGCAGAGGAAGCUGCGUUCUCGUGAUGCGGCCCGAUGUAGGCGGAGCCAGGAGACAGAGGUGUUCUAUGACCUGGCCAGCACGCUGCCGCUCCCCCGUCGAGUCUGCACCCACCUGGACAAGUCCGCCAUCAUGAGAGUCGCCCUCAGCUUCCUGCGGAUGCACCACCUAAUCCUUCAACCUGGCGAGAAUCAGAGAGAGAAGUCAGAGGAGAAGGUGGAGAAGCUGGAGUUGGACGAGGAAGAGGAUGAAGAGGAAGAAGAAGAUCCAAUGGAUUCUUUCUACCCUCAAGCGCUGGCCGGCUUCAUCAUGGUGAUGACCGAGGAGGGAGACAUGAUCUACCUGACGGAAAACGUCAGCAUCCACAUCGGCAUCCCACAGCUGGAGCUGCUGGGUCAGAGUAUCUAUGACUUUGUUCACCCCUGUGAUCAGGAGGAGCUCAGAGACCUGUUGAUUCCACGCCCAGGUUCACGCAAGAAGCCGCUGGCAGAGCAGCCGAGCGAGAGGAACUUCUUCCUGCGGAUGAAGAGCACUCUGACCAGCAGGGGGCGCACCGUCAACAUCAAGUCUGCUACCUGGAAGGUUCUCCACUGCACGGGUCACAUCCGUCAGGUGGGCUCCGCCUCUCCUCCUAUGGGCGGAGCAAUGACUCUGCUGUGUGAGCCCAUCCCUCACCCGUCCAGCGUGGAGUUCCCUCUGGACACGCACACCUUCCUCACCCGCCACAACAUGGACCUGCACUUCACACACUGCGAGGGCAGGGUGACAGAGUUGGUGGGAUACAAACCUGAAGAUCUGAUUGGCCGCUCAGCUUACGAGUUUCAUCACGCCCUUGACUCUGAUCACGUCAAAAAGAGCAUGCACACACUGCUGUCCAAAGGUCAGGUGAGCACCAGACACUACCGUUUCCUGGCGAACAGCGGCGGCUUUGUGUGGGCGGAGACUCAGGCGACCGUCCUCUACAGCAGCAGGACUUCACAGCCGGAGGCCGUCGUCUGCCUCAACUAUAUUCUCAGUGGCGUGGAGGAGCCGGACCUCGUCUUCUCCGUGGAGCAGACCCGCUGUGAACAGCUGCCUGAAGCAGCCGAGCCCCAGGCGCCGCAGCUCGCGACGAAGGAUUGUGAGACUUCCGACAUCAGCAACUCCAACAUCAGCAACUCCGACCCGGACGGUGAGCGCCUCGUUGGCUCCAGUCCGACUGAGGACGCAGGUUUGAAUCCCAGCAGUGCGACGGAGCUCUUUUUCAAACUGAAGGAGUUGCCGGAGGAGCUUUUUCAGUUGGCUCCCGAGGCCGGAAGUACCAUCUUCCCGUUGACGGAAGAUUUUGUUGAGCUGUCGUUCGCCCAUCUGCCGAGUCCGAGCUCGCUGCCGGACCACCCUCAGGAGUUGUGCAGUCCGCAGCUGCGACAGCUCCUCUCACCCAUCUUCAGCCUCAUCACUCCACCUUUAUCAUUAUCAUCAUCAUCAUCAUCACCGGCCUCCCCACCUGAUGAUGAGUUGAGACCCUGUGAGGAGGAGGUGACGGACCCAAGGCAGGUGGAGAGGUUCUUCGCUGUUUGGCCCGAGGAUGGUGAGAAGAAAGAGGAAGCACUGAAGAUAGAGGUGAUGGACCUGGACAUGCUGGCUCCUUACAUCUCCAUGGACGACGACUUCCAGCUGACCAUCCUCAGCAGUCUGCCCGAGGAAGACGACAAAACUUCUUCCUCCGAGCCGUCAGCUGUGGCAUCUGCAGUGAGCAGGAAGCGGGCUUAUAACCCGGACGAGGAGACGCUGGCCGAGCUGCUGAUUCACGACAAGAGACAGAAACGAGAUCCGUCCUCAAUAGAAGAGGAGCUUCUUCUUGACCACGGACUUCUGAGCUGUCUGGAGGAAACCGACCAAUCAGAUUUGUUCAUGGAGCUGGGUGUUGCAGGGCGGAGUCAGCUGCUCACAGAUAGAGACCCUGUUUUAGGAGGCACACAGGGACUCUGUGAUACUGGAUUUCUGAUGGGGGACAUAUUCGCACCUCGUCCACUGGACCUGUCGCCGCCUCAUACGCCCAUGACUUGACGGGAGCCUCUUUUUCAAUCAAGAGUCGCCCCGACUUCUGCGCUCAAACAGCGGGAUGCAAAUGUAGACCGACGCCCGCUGUGUAACCACGCUGUGAGGUCCAGCGUGACCACCAUGCUCUAGUAGUUGCUGAACCAGGACCGGUCCAAGUGAGAACUGAUGACGGGUUGUACAGCAGGUGGGAGGUGCCCAUCGCAGCCCGGUCACUCGUUUUCCCUCUACAUAAAACACUUAAGCUCUGAUUUAAUGUGAGAAUCCAUCAGGUGGUGCUAAAAGAAAUCCUGUGGCAAAUCUGGAAAUAUUUCCCUGUGCAGCUCAAUGAAAUUCAUCACGGAUUUCAAUUUUAUCACAUUUAAUCUGUCAGUAUGUGUCAUUAUUUAGGUAUGAUGUGCAUGAGCUCCCACAAUAAUCUGCUUUAACUUUGAGCCAAUGUCCGCCUAGUAUAAACGUUUUUUUAAUUUUUUAUGUCAAUGCCAUUUUGUGUUGUUCUUUUAAAUUACAUCUAAAAAACAACUCAAACCCGUACAUCAGUGGCAGCAUUUAUUUCAGUGGCAUAUUUUUACUGUUAUUCUUAUUAACGUGUUAUCUAAAACCCACGAUGGCCUCCAAAUUCCCCGUGGCGUUUGUUUUAAUCUUCCUGUGGUGCCAGGUGGGUGGGGUUUACCUUUAUGAUCUAACGUGAGGCAAUCAGAUGUUUGGUGCCGGCAUGAAAGUGUUUCCCUUCUAGAAACACAGUGUGAGCGAAACAAAUGGUUUGUCCUUUUUAUUAUAAUUAAAACAAAUUGGGAAAUAUAAUGUGAUUUAAAAACAGAUUGUAAUAAAAACAGUAGAUGUUUUUUUUUUAAGUAGCGAGUUUGUUCAAGCACUUAUUAGAAAAGCAUUUAUAACACUAGCAUCAAACAUGAGUUUGAUUUCAUGACUUGUGCCUCAACAUACUCUAACGAGAAAACACUUGUACUUUACAGUUGUAGCACUUGAUGAAUAUAUCGUAUUGUGUGUCAUAUUGUGAUUUAUUUUGGCCUUAGACUUCUGUAAGUUUCGACAAAUAAAACCUCAAACUACCAAUUUA
Molecule: messenger RNA, 3243 nt
Organism: Pseudoliparis swirei
Lineage: Eukaryota; Metazoa; Chordata; Actinopteri; Perciformes; Liparidae
Gene: hif1al
Product: hypoxia inducible factor 1 subunit alpha, like
Exons: 15
Coding region: 81-2174 (697 amino acids)
Biological process (GO): cellular response to hypoxia; regulation of transcription by RNA polymerase II
Molecular function (GO): DNA-binding transcription factor activity, RNA polymerase II-specific; protein dimerization activity; RNA polymerase II transcription regulatory region sequence-specific DNA binding
Source: RefSeq, a predicted model, not a curated record